AUGUGUACUGUGCCGGCUCAGCCGUAUUCCAUUGAAUUUGUACAUACUUCUCUCAAUCAAAGUGUCCGUCCACUGGUUGCUGGAUAUUUUAUCAUAAAUUGCACGGUGAACUCUUCCGAAUUUCAGUGGCGUUUUGCUGUUCAGUCGCCAGUCGGGUUCAUUCCUGGACCUGGUUGGUCCAUUCCUUCUGAACAAGAUCCUCCGCAAAUGGUCACCUUCUCUUACAAAGUGCAGCCCGUUCAAGCAUCGACAGUGAUUGAUUUCAGGCAGACCACGCCGUUCAGUGCUACAGUAACUGUUCGGUAUGUUAGAGGGCAUCAUCUGGGUGAUUGGCGCUGCGUCGCCAGGUCAACAGGAAAUGUAUACCCGAGUCCCAGCGUUGUGCAUGUUUCACCAGUCAGCCAAGUUCAUGAUUUAUACAUUACUUCUCUCGUCUUUGGAUUCAUCAUAAUGGCAAUCGUCCUGUUACUCGGUAUACUCAUAGGAUCUGUACGCUAUCUGAAGGAAACCAAGUGUUUCACAAAGCCCCGGAUGCACAAGUACACCAGUCGCACCCUCAUUGGCAUUAUCCCGGUGCCGGGUCCUGAAAAAAAGUUCUCAGUUUCGUUCGAUGGCAUACGAUUAAAUCAGCGCAUUUGUCCACCUUGCCUCCUGCAAACGCGCUUCUUCUGUGCGCAUUGCCAGACUGUUCAUUUCUUUACUGAGAUUGAAGUCGAGCCAUCACCCACUCCUAAUGUCCUCCUGACUGAUAUUGAAGAACAGCCUAUACCGAAUGGGACAUCGAGCAAGCCACUCCAGAAGAAGUUAAACGUUAGCGAAGUGUACGCAACAUCACCUGGACCGUACCUUGACCCGCUUUUAACUCAGGAAACUUCUCAGCAAACUACCGAAACUGCCGGUCCCAGUCGUUCUCCUGACAAUGCCGAGUCAAAUGGCGUAACUGUUGGCUUCGAUAGUUUUGCGGCAGAAAUUCAGGACACGUUAAUGGCUUCUUGUCAGGGCGACAACAAUAACUACCCAGCAGAGGCCAAUGUCAGAUGCUCAUAUGAUUUCCCCACAGAAUACUGCCACUGCUGUCAUCAAGCUCACAAUUUCACGACUGCAGAGGAAGAGACGGAAGAAAAAUCUAUGCGUGACGUAAAACUCAUUGUGUCUGACGAGAAAUUGGCCCAGGAAUACACUGAAGCACUACAGGAACUUAAAGACGCGGCAAUCGCAAACGAUGCUCUCACUUUCCGUGAACGGCUCGAGGACUUUCGCGAAAAGCUUCGUCAUGAUGUGGGCACUGGAGUACGUGUUGCACGCAGUGAACUAUAUACAUUGCGCACGAGGUCAGCCAAAAGUGUAGCUUUUCUGCGAAAUCAAAGCACUGCAGCCGCCCAGAGGGUAAAGGCUGGUCUUUCUCAGGUAAAGGAUGGAAUGCGAAGCGUGGCCGAACUUUGCGGCGUUGGAGGAACCAUUGGACAAUCAAUUUCUGUCAUAAGCAUUUCGAAGGACGACGACACUCAAACUUCGAGGGAACGUUGUUUUUCAGAGUUUCAUUUCUAG
Dibothriocephalus latus is the source of this 1548-nucleotide messenger RNA. Lineage: Eukaryota; Metazoa; Platyhelminthes; Cestoda; Diphyllobothriidea; Diphyllobothriidae. The record is from the annotation of a GenBank genome assembly.